UCCUCUCUCUCAAAAAAAACAUACAAAAUCCACAAUUUCCUUCCUUGUUCCACCAGACAGAGACAUAUACAUAUACACACCUUAACCCCUUCAAAAAAAAAAAAAAAAAAAAAAGCUUCCACCAUUUUCAUCUCUCCGUUUCUGUUUAUUGUUUUUCUCAUAUGGGUGCUAAUUCAUCUUCCAUUUAUACCAAAUCUGAUGAUGGGUUGAAUUUUGUUCCAUUAAAAUCCAAGCUUGAUGAUAUACCAGAGGUUUGUAUUGCUCUUGUACUCUCAUACCUAGAUCCACCUCAGAUCUGCAAAUUGGCACGUCUUAACAGGGUCUUUCGUGCUGCUUCAUCUGCUGAUUUUAUUUGGGAACCUAAAUUGCCCUCCAAUUACAAGUAUAUUCUUCAAGAAUUGUUCGGCCUGAAAGUUGCUGGCGUGGGUAAAAGGGACAUAUUUGCUAAGCUUUCUCGUCCUAGGUCCUUUGAUGGUGGCACAAAGGAAGUAUGGAUUGAUAAGAAUAAUGGAGGGGUUUGUUUGGCAAUUUCAUCUAAAGGAAUGGCAAUUACUGGUAUUGAUGAUCGGCGAUAUUGGAAUCACAUUCCGACGGAUGAAUCAAGAUUCCAAACUGUAGCUUAUCUUCAGCAAAUCUGGUGGCUUGAAGUCGAUGGGGACCUCGAGUUCCAAUUCCCAGCAGGGGCAUAUAGCUUAUUCUUCAGACUUAAGCUCGGCAAGGUUACAAAGAGGCACAAUCGUCGAGUCUGUAACUACGAGCACGUUCACGGCUGGGACUUGAAACCUGUACAGUUUCAGUUAACAACAGCAGAUGGUGAUCGUGCCAUAUCCCGGUGUUACCUGAACAAUGUAGGAAGUUGGGUACACCACCAUGUGGGAGAUUUUGUUGUUAAGGAUGCCACUUUUCCAACAAAGAUCAAAUAUUCAUUGACACAGAUAGAUUGCACACAUACAAAAGGUGGUCUGUGUGUUGAUUCUGUGUUAAUAUACCCUAGUAGCUUAGCAAAACAAUUGAGUUCUUGUUGAUAGCUUUACAGCCAAAAAUCUUCUUAGGUGGCCAGAAUGUUUUUUUUUCCCUUCCUAGCUUGGGG
Molecule: messenger RNA, 1090 nt
Organism: Nicotiana attenuata
Lineage: Eukaryota; Viridiplantae; Streptophyta; Magnoliopsida; Solanales; Solanaceae
Product: F-box protein PP2-A13-like
Exons: 3
Coding region: 162-1025 (287 amino acids)
Molecular function (GO): protein binding
Source: RefSeq, a predicted model, not a curated record